Molecule: messenger RNA, 3179 nt
Organism: Coturnix japonica (Japanese quail)
Lineage: Eukaryota; Metazoa; Chordata; Aves; Galliformes; Phasianidae
Gene: DPYSL4
Product: dihydropyrimidinase like 4
Cellular component (GO): cytoplasm; cytosol
Molecular function (GO): hydrolase activity, acting on carbon-nitrogen (but not peptide) bonds, in cyclic amides
Source: RefSeq, a predicted model, not a curated record
CCCGGGGGGGUCCCCAGCAGCGCUCGGGUUCGGUGCCGACCCGCAGCAUCCCUAGCAUGGCUAUGGAUCGCUGUGGAUCGCUGUGGAUCGCUAUGGAUCGCUAUGCAGUGCCGCCCGGGGCGGGGGGCGGCGCGGAGCAGAGCCGGGCGCGGCGGGGGGACGCUCCCAGCGGACGGGGCGCGGCCGUGUUGGUGGGCGCUGAGGCUGCGGGCGCCGCUCCCGCUCGGUGCCGCCCGGUGCCCGCGAUGGCGGAGCGGAGCAACGAGCCGCUGCCCGCCUGCUUCGCGGGUCUGGGAGCGGGCAGCCCUCGGCCGCGGCAGAAGCGCGGCGGGAUGUUCUGCAGCGUGGAGGACGCGUUCGACAACAAGACGUUGGAUUUCCCCUCGCUCGGCGGCGGCACCGGCCGGUCCCGCGGCUCCGUGACCCCGUCCGACGGCAGCUGCAGCCCCAAACCGCCGCCACCACGUUCUGCGGGGGCCGCCACCGCGGGAGGGACGCCCGACGGCUGCCGGCAGAACGAGCAGCUUCUGAUCAAGGGUGGGAAGGUUGUCAACGAUGACCAGUCUUUUUAUGCCGACGUGUAUGUGGAGGAUGGUUUGAUAAAACAGAUUGGAGAGAACCUGGCUGUUCCCGACGGGGUGAGGACGGUGGAUGCCUACGGGCAGCUGGUGGUGCCGGGCGGCAUCGAUGUGCACACGCGGCUGCAGAUGGCUGUGAUGGGGAUGGCCCCCGCUGAUGACUUCUACCAGGGGACAAGGGCGGCCCUGGCAGGAGGAACCACGAUGAUAAUGGACCAUGUGCUGCCCGAGGCUGGGACGAGCCUGUUGGCUGCCUACGAGCAGUGGCGGCAGCGUGCUGACAGCAAGGCCUGCUGCGACUACGCGCUGCACAUCGACAUCCCCCGCUGGCACGAGGGGCUGCAGGAGGAGCUGGAGGCGCUGGUGAAGGACAAGGGUGUGAACUCUUUCCUGGUUUUUAUGGCCUACAAGGACAGACUUCAGUGCACUGAUGCCCAGAUGUAUGAAAUAUUCUGCAUGAUUCGAGACCUGGGGGCCAUAGCCCAAGUGCAUGCUGAGAACGGGGACAUCAUUGAGGAGGAGCAGAAGAGGCUGCUGGACAUUGGGAUCACUGGGCCGGAGGGGCACGUCCUGAGCCGCCCCGAGGAGGUUGAAGCAGAGGCCGUGUACCGUGCAAUUACAAUAGCAAAACAAGCCAACUGCCCCCUGUAUGUCACGAAAAUAAUGAGCAAAAACGCGGCGGAUGUGGUAGCUCAAGCAAAGAGAAAAGGCACUGUGGUGUACGGGGAGCCCAUCACUGCCAGCCUGGGUACCGAUGGCUCGCACUACUGGAGCAAGAACUGGGCCAAGGCUGCAGCCUUCGUCACCUCACCCCCGCUGAGCCCUGACCCCACCACGCCGGAGCGCCUCUCCUCACUGCUGUCCUGCGGGGACCUGCAGGUGGCGGGCAGUGCUCACUGCACAUUCAACACUGCCCAGAAAGCCGUUGGGAAGGACAACUUCACCUUAAUCCCUGAGGGGACGAAUGGCAUCGAGGAGCGGAUGGCCAUCAUCUGGGAGAAGUGUGUGGUGACAGGAAAGAUGGAUGAGAACCAGUUUGUGGCUGUGACCAGCACAAAUGCUGCAAAAAUCUUUAACCUGUACCCAAGGAAGGGACGAAUCGCUGUGGGCUCUGAUGCAGAUUUGGUCGUGUGGAACCCCAAGGCUACAAAAAUCAUCUCGGCAAAAACUCACAAUUUGAACGUGGAGUACAACAUAUUUGAGGGCACGGAGUGUCACGGGGCUCCUGCUGUGGUCAUCAGUCAGGGCAGAGUUGUUCUUGAGGACGGGAACCUGUUUGUCAGCGAGGGCUCAGGUCGCUUCAUCCCCAGGAAGACAUUCCCUGAUUUUGUUUAUAAAAGAAUAAAGGCCAGGAACAGGCUGGCAGAGGUGCACGGUGUCCCACGGGGGCUGUAUGAUGGCCCCGUCCAUGAUGUCGUCCUCAGCACCAAAGCUGUGCCCACCAUUGCAGCCUCCAGGAUCGCAGCCUGUGCCGGCAAAGUGCCCGCCGUGCCCGUGCGCAACCUGCACCAGUCGGGGUUCAGCCUGUCAGGCUCACAGGCUGAUGACCACGUUGCCCGGCGCACAGCCCAGAAGAUCAUGGCCCCUCCAGGCGGGCGCUCCAACAUCACCUCCCUGUCCUGAUGCUGCUCCCACGGUGCUGGUGUGAAGGGCACGGCUGGUUCCCUCCAGCUCAGGGUGGAAGUGAGGUGGGCCCAGGGCACCUGAUGAACCUUCUCUUAGGUAGAAAGUAGACAAAGCCCACGCAGAGGUAGCUCAACCCGCCUGUAUGUCCCCCAGUCCCUAGAGCUCCUGGUCUGUAUCUCUUUCCCGGACCCUCAGAGCCCUUAGCGUUGCAUGCCCACUCCUAGAGGUACAUUUCAACGUGUGUUCAGCAGUGCUGCUCGCUGCCCUGUGCCCAGGAAGGCCGCAGCAGUUCGGCUGGUGCUCAUUCCCUCCUAUCCCAAUGCCCACCCUUCUCUAUGGACUGCUCACUGAUGCACAGUGCCAUAGGCACAGUGUGCUGGCAGCUGUCCCCGUGGGCUGUAAUGUGGGCAGUGCACAGGGGCUGCACGCCGGGCUGCUCUGGGCACACUUUUAAGAAAUGUUUUUGAUACAGUUUUUAACGUACCAAUCAUAAGUGAAGUCCUACAGCCAAUAAAGGGCCCAGCUGAAGGCUGCUGGCAUAUGGCAGGCUCCUCUAUGAAAUCCAUGCGAGGCAGUUUGUUACAUGUAAAGGUGUGUACAGAAGAGGUGAAUCUCUGUGCCUCAGAUCUAUGCAUGUCCCUCUGCCCAACGGCUCGCAGUUGGUUUUGUUCCUUGCACUGAAUAAACUUGUUGGAAAUCCUGAAGUGAUGGAAGCAGCCGACCUGCCUCACUUUGUGCUCCUGCCCCAGCUGGCCAUCUGUGCUGCUGUGGAGCUGGAUAUGUGUGCUCUGCACUGUGUCCUGUGGCCGUGCAGCUGCUGUGUGCAAGGUGGGCUGCAGCUGUGGGCCUGAGCCUCAAUGCUUGGACCAGAUUGGUGGGGCAGAUUGACUGUGCUCCUUUCCUGCUUACCUGCUCUGACCUACAUCUCUGCCCAGCGCUGUUACCUGUAUAAUAAAAGCAUUUUUGACAACUGCA